AUGAAGCAAAUUGAACCAACUUCAACAACCUUCAAAGUAGAUCCAGUCGACAACAUCGAUGAUUGUAUUACCGGUAUUAAAAUGUACUCUUCAAAUCCAUCGUCGUCUUCCGCUCCGAUCAACAGAUCCCCGAAGGUGAGAAGAACGAGGGAUAGCAACUCCUACGGGCCUUACCGCUUCGAAACCACUAACAAAAAGGUGAGACCCCUUCGAGUUGACGACGACGACUACUCUGAAAUCGACUAUGAGAAAGUGACUGUAAGAACUGCGAGAAAGAAGCAAUUGGCCAGUUGUUAUUCUGCCUUACGAGAUUUCGAGGAUAUCUACCCUGGGGAUGAUGAUGAGUUUGAUCACAAGGAAUAUGACAUUAAAGAUUAUGACCUUGAUGCUAUUGAAAGGUGCCAUGACAUAUCUGGUCUGCAGAUCACUGAUAAUUUGGAAGCAGCGAAUACGGUUAACAGGGAUCAGGGACAACCGUCAAAUUCCAGGGAGAAUACGCCAACUGCAAAGUUUGAUAUUAAGAAGUGCGAAAAUGCAAUCACUAUUUUCUGGUUAAAUCUCUGUUCAGGUCACUCAUUCAUUACUACGCCUACUGUCACUUCAUGUAUAUCCUAA
Molecule: messenger RNA, 615 nt
Organism: Oldenlandia corymbosa var. corymbosa
Lineage: Eukaryota; Viridiplantae; Streptophyta; Magnoliopsida; Gentianales; Rubiaceae
Source: the annotation of a GenBank genome assembly